CUACAGGAGUUGACCAGAGAGUUGACCAGAGACUGCGGACAUACUACAGGAGAUGACCAGAGACUGCGGACACAGUACAGGAGAUGACCAGAGACUGCGGAUACAGUACAGGAGAUGACCAGAGACUGCAAAUAUAGUACAGGAGAUGACCAGAGACUGCGGACAUAGUACAGGAGAUGACCAGAGACUGCGGACAGUACAGGAGAUGACCAGAGACUGCGGAUACAGUACAGGAGAUGACCAGAGACUGCGGACAGGAGAUGACCAGAGACUGCGGAUACAGUACAGG
Molecule: messenger RNA, 289 nt
Organism: Staurois parvus
Lineage: Eukaryota; Metazoa; Chordata; Amphibia; Anura; Ranidae
Source: the annotation of a GenBank genome assembly